AUGGCUACGACAGGUUUUAUUUUAUUGAAAAAUAUUUUAAAAAAAAGAACGUUUUUAAAGAUGAGAAGGCGGCAAAAAAGAGUGAAAAGCUAUAAAAAGAGGCUGAAGGUUCAAACUGCCGCCGCUAUUUGUUUCUCACAGCGCAAUUAACGCAGGACAGGAGGAACAACAUCGGCGGCAGUAAGGUAAGGGCUUACACCUGUCGACGCAAAUACAGGAGCGGCGGCAUUUGUUCCAAAGGCCAAAAGAAAGCUGCUGCUUUACCUUUUCUUGUCGGCUCUCACAAAUCAAUCAAAAAAAUUUUCGUGCUGGUCAAAUAAACUGACUUGUUAACAGAAAAAGUCAUUUGCGUCCAAAAGUCGAAGUGAUCCUUCAUUUUAAAGAGCAGAAUAUAUUCUUGAACCGUCGGUGAAAAAAAAAAGUUGAAGCCGUUAUUUCAAACGGAAGAUGCGAAAUUAAUAUAUAGAACGUUUUUUUUUAAACUUCUGACCAGAUUUUAAUGAAUUUGCUACCUUUGGGAACAAUGGAGAUAGGUUUUCAGUCAAAUUUUAUGGCAAAAUUUUAAACCUCAGAACAAAAAUUGUUUCAAAUCCGCUCAAAAUCGACAGAAUUCAAACCGAAAAAUGAAAUAUUUGCCCUUCCAACUGUCAUCUGUCAGCGACACACUCAACCAGCUUAGGCAACUCGAAAAGGCAGAUGUUUCAGAGGCCGAAAUCCAUUUAUAUGGUAGCGGCAAAAGGAUUUUCGCUCCCGGGUGGGCUCGAACCACCAACCUUUCGGUUAACAGCCGAACGCGCUGCCUAUUGCGCCACGGAAGCACGUGAGUGGUAAAAGAAGCCAAGAGCCUUAUCUUAUCACGUUUAUAAGGCUUCUUGUCGUGAUAAAGAAAUGUGAAGAGCACGAAAUUGAGAUUGGAACUCCAUUCACCACUUGGUCGUUGUUGAAUUGUCUCAAGCAAACGGUGAAUAAACUUUGAGAGCCAAAAGUUCGAAAUGCAAAACUUCUGAAAACUUCAAAGAAGAAUCCGACGAGGUUAAUAGAAAGCGGAAAGAGCGGUUUCGACGCCGACAGAAGGCGUCCUGUCGGUCUGAGAACCGGCGAGAGACGAUGGGAAAAGAAGAGGUCGCAGACACUGAGCGAGGUCAAGCGAUCCCAGCGGUCAGCGGAGUCGCUUUGA
This is a messenger RNA of Caenorhabditis auriculariae, 1177 nucleotides long. The record is from the annotation of a GenBank genome assembly. Lineage: Eukaryota; Metazoa; Nematoda; Chromadorea; Rhabditida; Rhabditidae.